Molecule: messenger RNA, 2961 nt
Organism: Closterium sp. Yama58-4
Lineage: Eukaryota; Viridiplantae; Streptophyta; Zygnematophyceae; Desmidiales; Closteriaceae
Source: the annotation of a GenBank genome assembly
AUGCGAGGCCGGCUGCUGGGCCUCGCGGCGCAAUCGCUGGUGGCGAAGCAGUGGCAGCGCGAGCCACUGGACCUGUGGGAGGAGCCCGCAGAGGCGCAGCAGUGGCGCCCAUGCGCACUCGCCCAUCCCGCUCCUCCCCCUCCUGCCACUGCUGCAGACAGGGAGGAUGUGGGUCCGUUCUUCUCUGUGGCAGCCAAGGGCGGUUUCAGCCAGCUCAGAGUCGCGACAUGCAACGCAGCAGCGGUCGCAUUUUACCUCAACGCCACGCUCCUUCUCCCGCGCUUCCUCUCCUUCUCCUCAGCUAGCCAGUUCGGGGAGGUCUUUGACUCGGAUCACUUCAUUUCAUCGCUUGCGCCUCAAGUCAAGGUCAUUAGGAAGCUUCCGCCCUCCUUCCAGUCACUCGAUGUCAACAUCAUGGGAGUCAACGUAUCAGAGAAGCAGUUCCCCCGGGAGGUGCCGCUGCAGCUCUUCCUGCGCCUGGUGCCGCUGAUGAGGCGCGUGGGGCUCCUCCACUUCCACGGCUUCCUCAACGCCCUCGCCUCCGACCCCAUGCCACCACACGUGCAGCGCCUGCGCUGUCGCUGCAUGUUCCACGCCCUCACCUUCCUGCCAGCCGUCCAUGCCACCGCACAGCUGGCCAUCCAACGGCUGAGAUCGGCCGCUGGGGCGCUGCCACGUGUGCAGGAGGAGUGGAUGGACGGCGAGGACGAAGCGGGGAAACACGGUGCUGGGAAUGGGGAAAAUCGGGGCAAAAGUAAGGAGAGAGAAAGGAUGAAAAAUCAGGUUGAGAGUCAGGUGAAAAAUCAGGUGAAACGUCCGAUGAAUGGCACGUCUGGUCAGAUACACGCGGACAUAGGCCAUGUGGGCUCUCAAGAGCACCCAGAAGGGAUCCCUCGCUACGUGGCGGCUCACAUCCCCUUUGACGCAUACCAAGGUCAGCAGCGGGACGAGGCGGAGGAGGAAGCGGAGCAGCUGAGGGACAUCCGGCGGCUGCUCUUCCCGGUGCUGCACGCAUACGAGCAGCAGGGCCGCCUCAACGCCCCCGACUGGUACCGCCGCAUCGGCCGCUGCCCCGUGGCCCCCGAGGAGGCUGCUCUGGUGCUGGCAGGCAUGGGCGUGGGGCGGCUGCGCCCGCUGUUUCUGGUAGGGGUUUCCGCUGAGCCGUGCAGGCUGGUGCUUGGAGGAGAAGGGGUGCUGAGCGGUGGGGAUGGUGGGGUGCAGGGUGGGAGGGAGGAAGAGUGGCGGGAGGAGGGGCGGCAAGGGGGUGCGUGGGAGCAGGAGCAGGAGGAAGGGAUGAGGGUGCAGCAGGAGGAGCAGCUGAGGGGGCAGGGCAGGCGGUGGUUCAACGGGUGCCGGCGGCUGGAGGCAGUGCGAGCGCUCUUCCCCUCCCUCUCGUCCAUCGAUACCCUCCUCUCCCCUCUCGAGAUCGCCCCCUUCUCGUACUCGCCUCUCCUAAUCACCGCGCUUGAAACCAUUGUGGCCGGCGAAUCAGAUCUCUUCCUUGCAGCGGACGGCAGCAGCCAGCUGGCAGCGCUUGUGGCCGGGCGGCGCAUGUACUUCGGAUCCAGAUCUGACAAAAAUUCUGGUUACCAGCAUGGCAAGCAGCGGCGCGUUGCUCCCACUAGAGCUGCUUCGUCCGGGUCCGGCGGGAAUGGCGACUCUAAUAAGGAGAAACCAGCAAUGCAGAGCCUCUACGACCUGGGCAGCAACCUGCUCACCCGCGUGCUGAGCGGCGGGGACAUGUCCGGCAUGCCUACAGCUUCCGGCGAGGUGUCGGAUCUCGUCGGCCGUCCGCUCUUCUUCGCGCUCCACAACUGGUUCCUCGAGCUAGGGGGCGUGUACCGUCUCGCCUUCGGCCCCAAGGCCUUCGUGGUCAUCUCCGACCCAAUCGUUGCGCGCCACGUGCUCAAAGAGAACGCCUUCGCAUAUGAUAAGGGCAUGCUGGCGGAGCUGCUGGAGCCCAUCAUGGGCAAGGGGCUCAUCCCCGCUGACCUGGAGACCUGGAAGCAGCGCCGGCGAGCCAUUGUGCCGGGCUUCCACGCGGCCUACCUGGAGGCCAUGGCGCUGGUGUUCUCGGAGUGCUCCAAGCGCUCUGUCGACAAGCUGCAAGCCUUGUGCCAUCACGCUGGAGCCACGGCGGGGAGUGAGGGCGUGCGCAUGGACAUGGAGUCGGAGUACUCGUCCAUCGCGCUGGACAUCAUUGGCAUCUCCGUGUUCAACUAUGACUUUGGGUCCGUCACGCGCGAGUCGCCCGUCAUCAAGGCCGUGUAUGGGACGCUCUCGGAGGCCGAGCACCGCGCUACCUUCUACAUCCCCUACUGGAACAUCCCCUUUAUAAGCCUGGUGGUGCCACGCCAGAUGAAGUUCCAGCAGGACCUCAAGGUGAUCAACGACUGCCUGGACGACCUCAUCACACGCGCCCGCGCCACUCGCCAGGAGGACGACCUAGAAGCCCUGCAGCAGAGGGACUACAGCAAGGUGCGGGACGCGAGUCUGCUGCGCUUCCUGGUGGACCUGAGGGGCGAGGACUGCGAUGACAAGCAGCUGAGAGACGACCUCAUGACCAUGCUGGUGGCCGGGCAUGAGACCACUGCUGCCGUGCUCACCUGGGCCACCUACAUGCUCGCCCAGCAUCCGCGAGUGCUGGCGAAGCUACAGGAGGAGGUGGAUAGAGUGCUGGGCGACCGACUGGCCACUCUGCAAGACAUUAAGUCCCUUGAGUACACCCGCCUAGUGGUAUCAGAGGCUCUCAGGCUCUACCCGCAACCACCGCUGCUCAUUCGCCGUGCGCUGGUCAAUGACCAUUUGCCAUGUAAGCAACCCUCCAAUGUCACCCCCGCCGUUUCUCCUGUGUGCGCGCGCGUUGUGACUACUGCAUGUCCGUGUCAUUUCCCUCUCUUCUGCUCCGACAAACUUCUCCCAAGAAUCUCCUACAAGUGUCCCGAGAUGCUCAACAGUUAA